AUGAUCUAUUGCAAAUUUCGAGACAUUUACCAAGUUCAAGACCGUUGGCAUCCAGUGUGUCAAAAGAACGUUGACGCUGUUCAUUUGGAACUUUGGUUGCUGGUACGUACUAUGAAGUGGAACUGUGAGUCCUGCGAAUCGAGUCCUGCGAAUCCAUCAUAUACCAAGGACGAACUGGCGCAUCAGCUCCGUGAAACGAAAGCCAAGGUUCUUGUGGCUCACUCGUCCAACGUGGACACGGCUUUUGAAGCGGCCGACAUUGUCGGCUUGGCCCGGUCAAGCAUUUUUGUAUUUGGAAAGGGGAUAGUCAAGGGUGUGCGGCCAUACGUUAAGGUAUUGCUUGGUGGCCGUCUUGCCAGAACGGUCGAAUUUAAGUUCGAGAAAAGCUUGCGCAAAAGUAAAGGUGUUAUGACGACGUACAAUACUGCAAUACGAAAUAAUAUCACGGCAAUAUGGUCUCCAACAUCUGAAAGCGAAGCAGCACGUAUUUUGGCAGUACUCCCCUUUUUCCACAUUUAUGGCUUGAUGGUGGUUUUGCAUGCACCCUUCUAUAUGCAGCGCCCUGUGUACAUUCUGCCGCGUUUCGACCUGGAGCAAUUCUGUACCACGGUCCAAAAGUACAAGAUCUCCUUCGGUUGUGUUGUGCCACCAAUUUUGCUUUUAUUAGCAAAAUCGCCUGCUAUUGACAAAUAUGACCUGUCGUCGCUAAAGGUGGUUGUGUCUGGCGCAGCUCCUUUGGACGCAGCUUUGGCAGACGAGGUACAAAAGCGGUUGAAUUUGAAGGUGAAACAAGCGUAUGGCCUCACCGAGACAACUCCAGUCGUUUGUAUCCAGCCUAAUAAUAACAUCGUUCCAGGCUCAUCGGGUGUACUUGUACCUGACAUGUUUGCCAAGGUCGUGGAUGCCGAAAAUGGAAAAGAAAUGGGGGUCGGUGAACGUGGCGAGUUGUGGCUGAAAGGACCGAAUAUCAUGAAGGGCUACCUUAACCGUCCGAAAGAAACUGCCAAUUGUAUUGACUCUGAAGGCUACUUCCACACUGGGGAUGUCGCUAUAAUCGAUUCAGCCGGUCAUAUUUAUAUCGUUGAUCGUAUAAAGGAGCUAAUCAAAUAUAAAGGUUUUCAGGUUGCACCUGCUGAAUUGGAAGGCAUACUGCUUAAGUACGCAGACGUUGCUGAUUGUGCCGUCAUUGGCUUAUACGAUCAUGAACAAGUCACUGAAAUACCACGUGCCUAUAUCGUUCUCAGACCAGGUGUACAGCAGGGCGAAAAGGUCGCGGAGGAUCUUAAAAAGUUUGUGGCAGACAAGCAAAUCCAAUCCGUGAUUUUCCGUGAUCAAAUCCCCAAGAGUGCUACUGUAAAAAUUCUGCGAAAUGUUCUGAGAAAUGAGGUCAAGGCCGAAGAGGACGCGAAGCGAGCAUCCAAGUUAUGA
Molecule: messenger RNA, 1428 nt
Organism: Zychaea mexicana
Lineage: Eukaryota; Fungi; Mucoromycota; Mucoromycetes; Mucorales; Lichtheimiaceae
Exons: 11
Coding region: 1-1428 (475 amino acids)
Biological process (GO): secondary metabolic process
Molecular function (GO): CoA-ligase activity
Source: RefSeq, a predicted model, not a curated record